CGCGCGUGCUGGAUGUCUCCGAGCGGCCGCUCACCUGAGAAGAUUAUACUCCUUUAAAAUCGUGCUUUUUACCAGAUUCCGUUUUUUCUCGCCCUUUUCACGGUAUCGUCAACAUGGUGAGGGCACUUGCUGCAAGACAACUCCCCAUGCUGGCCGUGCCGAAUUCGCUUUAUCCACUCAACAAGAGCAUGGAUGAAGAGAUGAAGCGGCUCUUCGAUAAUCUCGACAUGUACACUAUUUCAAAACCUACCGCCGACGACAUCAUGGAGGAAUUUCGGCACAACGGGCAAGAUUUCGAAUACUGUCCAGACUUUGAAACCACCGUACCGCGAAAUCCUCGUCGGAAAAAGAACAAGAAACCGAUACCGAACGAAUGUGUCUUUUGCAAGAACAAUGGGGAAUCGGCCGACUACUACAAACGCCACCGUCUAAAGGAUGCAGAGGGCAGAGUUUGUUGCCCUAUUCUCAGGGCGUACAAAUGUCCGAUUUGCGGUGCAUUUGGGGACCGUGCACACACUGUGAAGUACUGUCCAUUAAACCAAAAUCCAGAAACGGUGGCGACGUCGAACACCCUGAAGAUUAUGAGGAACUCUUCUGGAAAGAGGCGAAACAAGCAGAACAUCUCCCAGGCGUCCUAUCCGCGUCUCUUAAAGACCCAAAAUGUUGUGUAAAAACUCGUACACCGGUUAUAGACAUCUAAUGGCAGCAUUUCAUAUUUCACAUUCCAUCGAGAGAUCUUAUAAUCUUUGUACCUGCUAAUAUGGAUCAUUGGUAAAGUUAUAGAUUUCUAAAAGUGAAUUACGUUCUCAUGUUGUGUGACAUCUCUCUCAAUGGCAUCGUAAAAUAUCGCGAAAAUGUGCUUCAGAUUUGAAAGACAUUUCGAAGAUUGCGCUAAUUGCUCCUGAGAUUAAAGUCUGACGUCAUCUAGAUUAUUUUUAAGAAAGACCAAAGAUGCCUUGAACGCUGUACUGAUACAAUUGCUUCUCUUCGGGAUUAUUAUGCGAGACAUUCCUCUUUUCUUAUAUGAGAUUGUAAUUUGCUCCUGUAAAACUAUUCUUCAAGGAGUAGUUGUGAUUAGUUCAGCUAAGUACCGAGAACGUUACAUAUUGGCUUUUCAUGUAAACAAUUUCUUCUGAUCGGGUAAACGGUUACUUAAGAAUCUCAUUUGAACAUCCGAUUGAUCGGUACCUUUAGCAGCUGCAAUAGAGGUUCUACUGUAUAAAUAAUAGGAUGCUUGAUGUCAAAAAGUCCUCAAUCGGGUAAUUUAAGAGUAAUUGCUGGCAGAUUACCGUUGUGAGUUAUUCUUAAAUUAAUGGUUUACCUCGACGGAAGGUUGCUCUCAUUCCACAGUACUGCAAGUAAAAUCCUUGUACGAUCUUUGCCCCCCUACUCCAGGAAAAGUAUUAACUAGUAUUUAAUCACUUUACCGAUAUUGAAAUGUAUAAAGCAGUACGUACAUGGUUUUAAAGAGGUACCAAUAUGUCGAGCAGUUGCCAAAUAUUACCUUGUUUACAAUUGCUAUGUAUUUAGAGGGAAAGCGUAAUGAUCAGGGCGUUCCAAAAUGAUGUGCGAUACCAUUGUUAAUGUACAGCGAUCGCCAGUGCCAUCUAGAAGUUACCAGUACACCAAAUCGUAGUGUUAAGAUUACUCUUAAUGAUUUACCGAUUACGUUUGCGGUGACGACAACCGAGUGAUUUCAAAAUGACAUUAGGCCGCCGUAAGGUAGGGUAGGAUGACGGUUCCUUUUUUUAAAUCGGAGUUUCGGGAUAUAUCUUUCUAUCGUGACAUAUCCCAUAGAUCCUCUGUCGAAAGACACUUGUGAUUGGUUUGUGAAGGUGAACCUUAUCAAGGUUUGACCGAUGAUACUCUUAGGUCUCUAAAAAGAGAAUCCAUUGCUGUGCGCUAACUUUUUCCUACGACAAGUCAAUCGCACUCGCGUGCGUUACUCUCCUGAUGGGCUUUCCUAGAUUUUACAGAUUACAACUUAAUCAUGAGGUUACCUUGAUAACAUUUUGAUAAGAACCGUUUUCCUGGAUUAAAGGUCGUGGCUCGUUGUUCCAUUUCAGAUAAAUGCAAGUUGUCACUUUAACGGAUAUGUGCCGGCGAUAGAGGCUUUGUGCAAAAGUUAGUCUUACGUAUCGUUGAGAACUUUUAUUCAAGGGUCUUACACUUUACUGGGCGCGUUAAAAUUGAAAAGCUUGCAUUUGUUUCUUAACUUUCUACAACGUUGCUGCGGCCUUUCCUUCACAUUGGCGAUAUUGUUAGGAAUGAGUCAAGGACGCGAAUGUUUCUUAUAUUCUUAUCACACGUAUCAGCUCGAAAUGUGAACCAGCUUUUUGAUUGUCCCAUAAGUAGUAGCUUUCACGGAAUGUAGACGUAUUUGUUUUCGAGGCAGACCUGUUAAUUCCUUCCCUAUUGUAAUGUACGCAAUUACUGAAUCGUUGUAGACUUAGACAUCUACGAUUUUUAAGGGACUUCUCUCAAAAUUCCGCUCAAAAAGCUAAUAAUGACCGGCUAAUAACCUUGGCGUAUUUCCUCCGGCAGAAAUAUUAAGAAAAUCAUGAACGACCGAUUCCGCAAAAGAUAGAACAAAGUUCCUAAACUCGUUGAUCAUGAUGUUCCAAAUUAAAUGCCACUGAUUGGCAUGUCACUUCUCGAUAAUUGUAUUCCUCAAAUCUGGUUCCCAUGUAAUUCUCUGCUUUCCACGGUUUUUCUUUUCCUUGCUAUUUUCAACCCUGGAGAUUCGAUUUUAUCAUUCCUCGCGCAUAUCCUUCCUUUCUAAACGGACGGCCAUGAGAUUUCCAAUGAAAUGGAAAAUUGUAACCUAAGGAUCUGUCAUGACAGUUCGAAGAUGUCGGAGAAUAUCCUGGACACGUGGGUCUCGUUCGAAUUUUUGUUUUGCCGGACAUAAUAUAAAAUCAUAUAUGAGACAUAUGGUCAGACAUAAUAUGAGAUUUCCAAUGAAAUGGAAAAUUGUAACCCAAGGAUCUGUAAAAGAGAAAUAUCUGUCAUGACAGUUCGAAGAUGGAGGAUAUCCUGGACACGUGCUCGUCCGAAUUUUUGUUUUGCCGGACAUAAUAUCAAAUCAUAUAUGAGACAUAUGAUCAGACAUAAUAUAAGAUUACCAAUGAAGUAGAAAAUUGUAACCCAAGGAUCUGUAAAAGAGAGAGAAAUAUCGGUCAUGACAGUUCGAAGGUGUCGGAGGAUAUCCUGGACACGUGGGUCUCGUCCGAAUUUUUGUUUUGCCGGACAUAAUAUCAGAUUGCGACUAAGGAGCGUUGUUUUUAUUUAUUUAUAUUUAUUUGCGUACUCACGAUUUUUUAGUGGCGUACCACACGACGCCGAGUUGUCUUUCUCGAGAACCGAUUUUCCGAUGAAACUGAUUAACAUAUUUCCAUUCAAACGGAACAUCAACCACGGACGUACCCAGGAUGUUUUCCGACAUGCUCGGAAAACAUUGAAGUUCGCGAUUAUUCCCAAAUUACUUUUUAAUGCGUCUUCGAGGAACCCUAGGAUUUAAUUUAUGAAUAUGCCGUGUUAUUAGUUUAACGAGUUGCGAGACCCAUUUCUUGGGGAACUUACGACUAGGCUUUAUUCCUUGUUGCCACGUGUUUCAGUAUUUCCAUUUUAUAACUUUUAUUGACCCAAUUAUUUGCUUUGAAAUUUCGAGCUGUCAACUUCAAUAUCUCGCGCCAUUGCAUUAUUAAAAAGUGACUUUCGGGGGUCGGGUCAAGUUAAUAAUUACUGUCGCGAUUGAUUAAUUUUAAGCGGACGUCGGGCUCGGUGGGAUUUGAUUGUUUAAGGGGCGUUCGAGAAUUUUCUUCUAUGUCGAUGUGACGUAGGGGAUCUUUUGUUUUUGAGAAAUCGAAAACGUGCCUUUUCACAGUACACACGUGCAGUGGAGAUUUCGUAAGAGGAAAUAAUUGAACGUAGGAGAAUAUGGAAAAAAGAAAAAGAAAAAUGCCUCGACUCGACGUCACGUUCUACCAAAAGGGGCUUUGGCAUUUUACAUUUAAUUUACGCGAAUAACUUUAAUCUAAGUUAAUAUGAAAAUCGCGUUAAAUAUGUACCUCAAAGUAAUGCCGGUCGAAUUUUGUCAGAAGGAUUCCUCUGUGUGUACAUUGUUUAAAUUUAAAAUCUACCAUAAACUUGGGUACAAUAUAUGGCGCUCAGAUUUACAUAUUUUGAGUGUCUUCAAGUGGGAUAAUCUUUAACUUUCUUGAAAUUCUCAACAAAAUUCGACAGCCCCUAUUGGUUUGUAACAAUUAAGCGUUAAAUUGAUAAGAGAGGAUUUAUAUCUUGUUACUUAAAGAGUCCCGUUUAAGACGAUUUGCUCAAGAAUGGACAUUCGAAUGUUGAACCUGGUACGAUAUAUAUAUAUAUAUAUAUAUAUACAUAUAAUACCUAUUAAUAAUGUUGAUCCACUUAUGUAUACGCGGUAUGUACUUGUAAGUAAGCAAUUGUUAAGAUAAUCCGUGGUACGUUCACGUAAUGCGGCUUCUAAGAUUGUUCCUAUAAUUGAUUAUAUAGUAGUGCGUUAGGUUUUUAUAAACAACGAGGUGUUUAAGAGCGACCUGUCAAUUGAAAAAAGAAAAAGAAAAAAAAAAAAAACGAGCGGAGAUACUUCUCUCUUCAUAGAAGUUGAAAAGGAGUUUUUGAGGGCACUUUUUAGCCCCCACGUUGGUGAUCAUUAUCUCAAGGAAAUGUGUGUGGGAGUGCAAUGAAAAUGCAGGCUUUUCCGAAAUGUGUGUUUAUCCCGCCCGUGUGUCUUUUUAAUUUUCGAAAUGCAACGCGCGCUGUAACAAAAGUAAUUUUUCCACGCCUUCGCAGUUCACGGCAAAAUUGUACAAAAGAAACUUAAUUUCCUUAUCGGCGCUCGGACGGUUGUCGUUAAAUUUUCUUUUUUUUUUUCCCCUCCGUCGCGAUAGGAGUCCGGGUGACCGAAUGAAAUAGAUUUUAAUUUUACAAUGUCGGCUCGUGCACGAUUUCGGCACGUGUCGUAAAUAGGCUUGGUAAUUUCGGCGAUUAUUAAACUAAUAAUUUGUACUUCUGUACGAGAGAUAGAGAUAGAGAGAGAGAGAAAAACGAUGUUUUUUAUUUUUCAUGUUGCGCGCGCACACACAUCCGUCGCGCAGAACUUUCCUCGGGUGUUUCCUUUCAUCUACUUUAAUUAAUAAUAUUUCGUGUCGCGUAUCCUGUAACGUAACUUUUCUGUAUCUUAAGUAGAAAGAGUGGGACCUGUCGUUAGUAAUAUAUUUUACUUAUUUAACCGGUCGUCCUUCGUAUGUAAAUUCAUUUUCUUACGUUUAAACAAUGAACAUUCGAAA
Orussus abietinus is the source of this 5327-nucleotide messenger RNA. It is a transcript of the gene nanos, whose product is annotated as nanos homolog 3. Gene Ontology annotation, biological process: negative regulation of translation; oogenesis. The coding region runs from base 114 to 671 and encodes 185 amino acids. Gene Ontology annotation, molecular function: mRNA binding; zinc ion binding. Lineage: Eukaryota; Metazoa; Arthropoda; Insecta; Hymenoptera; Orussidae. The record is from RefSeq and is a predicted model, not a curated record. Gene Ontology annotation, cellular component: perinuclear region of cytoplasm. The transcript is spliced from 3 exons.